UUACACGUUGUAGUAGCAGCAUAAUAUCACAGUCCCUCUCUAUUUCACAAAGUUGGCAUACAGAACGCAGAGCAAUAAUGUCACCGAAAAAUGCCAAGCCCAACUUAAGCCAUUCCCAGGUAUCUGAGAUUGUGAAGAGGCUCUACCGGCUGACUGCAUCAGUGAUUCAGUCUCUGCCCAGUUAUGAUGACCAGAACUUCUAUGUGGCGCCCAGUGAGGGUGGCGAGUAUAUCCUAAAGAUAAUGAACUCAGAGGACAGCAAGAAUACCUUGCUGAUUGAGGUGCAGACAUACACCAUGUCCUUCCUACAACAGAAUGGAAUUCCUGCUCAAACAGCGCUGCCCAACACCUCAGGAGAGCUAAUGAGUCUGGAAGAAAUAGAUUGUGGUUUUGGCAGUCAGAAGUACCUGGUGAGACUGUUGACCUAUUUACCUGGGACAACCAUCUCCAAGGUUCCUUUAACUCCACAGCUGCUGUAUGAAACGGGGAAAACUGCAGCUAAAAUGGACACAGUCCUUAAAAAGAUGAAACACCCUCAUCUUCACGUUCUGGAGAGAGAGGGGUUCAAAUGGAGUCUGUCAAAUGUUACUCUCCUGGAAGAUUACCUCUUUGUGUUAGACGGAGAGCCUCUGCUGGAGGUUGUGAAGUCUGUAAUCGAGGCGUACAAGAGCUCUGUGGAUCCCAAAUGCUCUAGUUUUCGCAAAUGCAUUAACCAUGGCGACUUCAAUGACCUCAAUGUCCUGGUACAGCCUAAUGAUAAAGAAGGCUAUAGGAUCACCGGAAUUCUGGACUUUGGCGACAUGAAUAGUGGCUACUACAUCCAUGAGCUUGCAAUCACCGUCAUGUACAUGAUGACUGAGCACCCUAAACCCAUCGAGGUGGGUGGACCCGUCCUUGCUGGCUGGGAAAGCGUCCUUCCUCUCAAUGAGGCGGAGAAAGAUUGUCUAUAUUUGCUGGUGCUGUCCCGCUUUUGCCAGUCCUUAGUUUUAGCUCGUUACUCUGUGACCUUGCAGCCAGAAAAUGAAGAGUAUCUGAUGAUUUCAUCCAGAAAGGGUGUUAACAUUCUCCAGCAGCUCUGGGAGUUAGGAAAGGAGCAGGUGGAGAAGCUGUGGUUUGAGACUGCUGCUCAGCUCAGUGACAAAAGUGAAAGACAGGAACAAACUCAUUCAUGAAGGCAGUGACUCCACCGAGCGACAAUUUGUCCAAAAAAAAAAAAGAAGAUUGUGUUUUGCACAGUUAAAACAGUUUAUAUCUGUCUCAAUCAAACUAGAGGAGUGCAAAAAGUGUGUCUGAGAAGAAAUUUAGAUACUGUAUAACAACUAUGAAUGAAGUACUGUAA
Messenger RNA from Pelmatolapia mariae (spotted tilapia), 1339 nucleotides. It is a transcript of the gene hykk.2, whose product is annotated as hydroxylysine kinase, tandem duplicate 2. The transcript has 5 exons. The coding region runs from base 78 to 1172 and encodes 364 amino acids. The record is from RefSeq and is a predicted model, not a curated record. Lineage: Eukaryota; Metazoa; Chordata; Actinopteri; Cichliformes; Cichlidae. Gene Ontology annotation, molecular function: amino acid kinase activity.